AUGCCGAAGCAGCGCCGUGACCAAACGCCGCCAUCGCCUCCCAGCUUCACGGACGGCGACGAGGUCGGCGGCGGCGGCGGCGGAGACCCCACCGACCUGAACGACGCCCGCACCCCCUUCGCCCUCUUCGUCCGCGAGCUGGCCGUCAGGGCCUCCCAGCGCCUGGACGGCUAUGGGGCCGCCGCCGCCGCCGCCGACAUGGGUGCGUACACGCGCGUCUACCACGAGCUCGUGUGCGAGUGGCGGCACAGGGGCCUGUGGAACGACCGCUGGGGCGCCGUCCCGGGCCAUCUGUGGCGGGGCAAAGAACUGCGCGGUUUCCUCUCCAUGGGUACUGAUCGUCAUCCCCCGUUGGGGCUGGAUUCGGACCCGGUCAUCGAGGGGCUCGACGAGUUUGUUUCUAGAACCGCACGUGUCGUUACGGCGGCAUGGCUGGGCAACAACGGCCGCGAUGGCGGCGGUGGCGGGGACGGCGCCGGAGCCACCCGGACCGACGACCACGACCACGACGACGAGCUCAGCCCGCCGCCGCCGCCACCACCACCCGGCCCUAACAAUCCCCGCACGCGGCCGGCCGGCGCCGCCGCGCCGCCCAUCGCCAUCGUCACGCUGCCGCCGUACGACCCGGCGGCGGCCAAGGCGCGCGAGCGGUCCGUCGGCGGCACCGUGACGCUGAGCGUGGGGCGGCUGGACGUGGACGGCGCGCUCGAGUCGCCCUUCAGCUACCUGCGCGACGGCCACGGCGUCGCUGCCGUCAGGCGCCGCCGGGGCGAGCAGUUGCGCAGGCUGCAGCACCUGGGCGCCGCCCCGAGGGAAGAGGAUAACGCGGCAGGGGGCAGCAGCAGCAGCAGCAGCAGCAGGGCCGAGGUGCAGCAGGGCAUCAAGCGGGAGCUCGACGACGACGACGAGGCUGCAGACGCUGGAGAGGCCGCCGCCCGUGGGCCGAAGCGGCAGGCCACCGAGCGCGGUCGGGGAGACGGUGGCCGCGACGGAGACGCUAAAGAGGAGCAAGUGAGCCCGGCAGAGUGGUAG
Molecule: messenger RNA, 1032 nt
Organism: Gaeumannomyces tritici R3-111a-1
Lineage: Eukaryota; Fungi; Ascomycota; Sordariomycetes; Magnaporthales; Magnaporthaceae
Exons: 1
Coding region: 1-1032 (343 amino acids)
Source: RefSeq, a predicted model, not a curated record